Messenger RNA from Styela clava, 512 nucleotides. Lineage: Eukaryota; Metazoa; Chordata; Ascidiacea; Stolidobranchia; Styelidae. The record is from RefSeq and is a predicted model, not a curated record.
UUGAAAUAUAAAUAUGCCACGUACUCAAAAAGUUAUAAUCUCAAGUUAGUAGUUUUCACACGAAUGACGAAUGUGCGCACGAAAUGCCAAGGAUCUAAAAAGCCUUGCGCUGAAGACCCAUGCAAAAAAGCUACAUGCAAUACUACAAGUGAUACAUUGAUUUGUGUGCCAGAUUAUUGCGAAUGUACUCAUAAAUUUGUAAAUGAGUUUGAUCAACCAAUAGCAUGCGGAAACCCGAUUUAUAAACCCGAAGAAGUGAAAUGCCCACAUGGAUCAAUGCAUAGCAGAUCAUCCAGAUGCAAAAUACCCGAUACUUGUUCAAUAAUAUGCAAAUCUGACCCUGAAGCAAUUUGCAUCCAUGAAUGUGGGAGUUGUAAACCGAGCUACUUGGACCGAAGAGGGAAUAGAAUCAACACAGAAAACUGCUUGUGACGUACACAAUACAGAUUUUCUCAUUCAACGCAAUAAGCCACAACGGCAAUAACUGGAUGUAAAUAAACUGUAAUCUUGCC